AUGGGACGACUGUUUAAUCCGCGACAACCUCAGGCAUCGUCAGCUAUACCAGUGCUACCCCAGGAAAUAGUUAAUCUUGUCAUCGACGAGGUCGCGUCAUCCCUUCAAUCAUCUACGGAACCAAGACGUGCCGCACUUUCUACUCUCAAGGCUUGUACCCUCGUGUCCCACUCUUUUCGACAACAAGCUCGGAAGCACCUUUUUUCUCAAGUUCACGUUCGCAUCGACAAGCAUGGUCAUCAACACAAUGGCCGAAUUCAGAGUUUAGGCAUGGCGGAAAGUGACGGGGUAGUCCAUUUUUUCCGAACCCUGAUCUUCACUGUCGACCUACCUUUCAGGAAAAAAUCAUUCGUAAACCUACCCUUCAGUGGCACAGGGGCUAUUAAACCCAAGACGUCUCGGUGGUCGGUCCUUCGGUUUGUCGAUGUUUUUCGCCUACGAGGCACAGACGCGGCGAAUACGAUUGCCGCCUUGAACACGGCCUGUUUGCACACUUUGGAAAUUGUUGGAAGGCAAUCUUUCUACGUAUGGGACUGUAACGGCAAAAUAGGUCACGGAUUGGGUGAUAUAUGCGCCAAAGAAACGCUCAGAUCUUUGCGAAUCAGUAAAGUCGUGGCGCUUCCGUCUUCUAUUUUAAAGGAUGCCAUUCAGUCGACCCAUUUAUACAAUUUGACCCUCUCUCAAAUCAGCAUAGCCAACAUUCAAUCAGACCAUCCAGAUUCUAGCUACGGACAAGGCACCUCAUCGGGACGAGUCUCUCAUCUUGGACAACUCGAAGCUACAGGCUUCUCGUGUUCAGCUCUCCUCAAUAUCUUGAAAUGCGAUGGGCAUGCUUCGACGCCGAGAUAUGUUACAUUCCCCUACUUGCGAAAGUUGGCGAUAUCUGUCCCAACCCUUCCCUCGGAAAUGGACGAGCUUUGGAGUUUUCUGCAACAUAUUUCUCAAACGUUGGAAUGCCUUGAAUUACAGCAGUACAAAUGGUCAAUGUAUGACGCCCUUUCCCAGGGUUCAUUUCGUCUCAGCGAUUUAAGUUCGUUGUGUUCUCUGAAAAUCUGCACGACUUCCUUCGACAUCGGUAAAAACUUCUGCACAAAGCAAGAAAUGAUAGCAAAGCUCCUUGGAUCGGAUACCGCGGCGAAUACGUUAACCGUAAAGCACAUACGUAGGGACUCCAACCUGACCUGGAGAGAUCUAGGUCCGCUAUCUGGGUGGGAGGCAAUCGAUACUGCCCUGUUUACUUCUGCAUUUCCAAACCUGAAGGAAUUUAUUUUCAAUCUUAAAUUGUUUUAUUACAUCAAGGACACCGACUCUUCCUCGCCGCAGUCCCGACAAACAAGUUGA
Molecule: messenger RNA, 1341 nt
Organism: Psilocybe cubensis
Lineage: Eukaryota; Fungi; Basidiomycota; Agaricomycetes; Agaricales; Agrocybaceae
Exons: 4
Coding region: 1-1341 (446 amino acids)
Source: RefSeq, a predicted model, not a curated record